Messenger RNA from Penicillium maclennaniae, 1920 nucleotides. RefSeq names its product putative Rho GTPase activator (Rgd1) (gene rgd1). The transcript is spliced from 8 exons. The coding region runs from base 1 to 1920 and encodes 639 amino acids. Gene Ontology annotation, cellular component: cytoplasm. NCBI's taxonomy places the organism in Eukaryota, Fungi, Ascomycota, Eurotiomycetes, Eurotiales, Aspergillaceae. The record is from RefSeq and is a predicted model, not a curated record. Gene Ontology annotation, biological process: regulation of GTPase activity; signal transduction.
AUGUCCGACUCAGCACUACCAGAGCCAACCGCUCUGCCCAAUCUGUCCGAUGCGCCCCCAUCGAGCUCCGGUCGCGAGUCGGCCCACUCGGGCGCCGUUGACCAAACGGCCAUCCCCGACGAGCUGAAGGCUCGCCUGGACAAGGUUACGCACUCCGAGAUCGGAAUUACUACUCUCCUCACUCGGUUGAAGCAGAGCGUGGCUUCCGCGAGGGAUUUCUCGACCUUCCUAAAGAAGAGAGGAGCUUUAGAGGAGGAGCAUGCUCAGGGGCUUCGGAAGCUGUCCAAGGCCGUGAAUGACGCCGCGAACCGCAGCGAGAACCGCCAGGGAACGUACAGCUCCAGCUAUAAGGAGAUUCACCGGCUACAGGAGCGCAUGGCUGAUCAUGGUCUCCAAUUCUCUGUCUCUCUUCAGCAGAUGUCCGAUGAUCUGCACGAACUCUCAUCCAACAUAGAACGCGGUCGCAAGCAGUGGAAGCAAACUGGAUUGGCGGCGGAGAAGAAGGUCAUUGAUGCUGAGGCUCAGGCAGAGAAGGCAAAGGCCAAGUAUGACUCGUUUGCCGAACAGUAUGAUCGUGUCCGCACGGGCGACAAGACGGGCGGCAAGUUUGGUCUGAAGGGUCACAAGUCGGCGGCUCAACAUGAGGAGGACCUCUUGCGCAAGGUUCAGAAUGCGGAUAGUGAUUAUCAGGCCAAGGUUCAGGCGGCUCAGACUGCUCGUCAGGAAUUGGUGUCGACUCACCGGCCUCAGGCCGUGCAUAACCUGCAAUUGUUGAUUGCGGAGUGCGAUUCGGGCCUGACUCUACAGCAGCAGAAGUUCGCUACUUUCAGCGAGAAGUUGUUGCUCAGCCAGGGUCUUUGCAUUAGCCCUCUGAAGGCUGGUGCUGAGACCGGAGCGUUCGCACCUAAAAGCCUCGCGGAGGUUGUGCGCCAGGUCGACAACCAGAAAGACCUGCACGAUUACAUCUUGAGCCACGAAGGAAACCCGGGUGCUGUGACCUCGGAACAGGUCCAAUAUGAGCGUCACCCAACCCUCGGCGGAGCUCCUGCUUCUUCCCAACCAAGCACCGCGAACAAGCGACAGUCCACGAUUCCCCCUUCUUUCUCGACCACGAGCGUUGCCUCGCCCGCUCAACCACUUCAACCCACCAACCAACACAAUCCCACGCCGUAUCCUGGAUCUGCAGAUCCCAGUUCGGCAAAUCCGUCGGUUCAGCUUCCUUACCAACCCUCAGCGCCUCCGGCAAGCGAGCCUCCUUCCACGGCUGCCGUGCCUAUACCCGGUCCUCCUCCAAUGGAGAAGGGAUCUUUGCCUCCCUUGAAGCCGGUGUUCGGAGUGCCUUUGGAGGAACUGUAUGCCCGAGAUGGAACUGCAGUGCCGUUCCUUGUGUACCAGUGUUUCCAGGCCGUUGAGCUAUUUGGUAUGAACAUGGAGGGUAUCUAUCGACUAUCCGGCAGCGCCAACCACAUCAGCCACAUGAAGGCCGUGUUCGACAAUGACUCGUCACAAGUCGACUUUACCAACCCAGAAAAUUUCUAUCACGAUGUCAACAGUGUCGCCGGACUGGUGAAGCAAUUCUUCAGGGAUUUGCCCGAUCCUCUCUUUACUUCGCAGUACUACACUCAAUUCAUCGAAGCUGCCCGAAUUGAUGAUGAUAUCCAACGUCGUGACUCGCUGCAUGCCCUCAUCAACAGCUUACCUGACGCCCACUACGCCACUCUCCGUGCCAUUAUUCUCCACCUCAAUAAGAUCCAAGAACACUACACGGAGAACCGUAUGAACGCCGGCAACCUAGCCAUCUGCUUCGGUCCAACCCUGAUGGGCGCCAACUCCGGAGGCAACAUCGCCGACGCAGGCUGGCAAGUGCGCGUGAUUGAAACGAUCCUCAACAACACCUUCCAGAUCUUCGACGAUGACUAG